AUGCAUUCCUUCGCAACGCGAGGAGAUGUCGUCGAGAAUUCAAUUUUUGGUACUUUUGGUAUCCUCUUCUAUGCUGCCACUCUUGUCCAAAGCUGGCGUCACUUCAAAGUUGGCCCUGUCAGUGCUGCACAGUGGUACCACCAAAGGGCAUUCCUUUCAGCUCUCAUACCCGCCAUUACCUUCCUUGUUGGUAAUAUUGUGUGCCCAUCAUGGAUUGGCAUUGCACACAGCCGUGGCUUACCAGACACUGCUCCUGGGAUACUAUGGAAAUUCACUGUUGCCAUAUGCUUCGCUCUUUCUGAAACAAUCAAACUCUUUGCGGUUUCAGAUCAAGUUCCCAAGAGAAAGCUCGCUGGUGCCUGCAUUCUGUUUCUCCAAGCGCUGUGGCUUGUCUUUGGCAUCUGGCAGUUGCGUUCCGGGGCGGUCUGGGCCUUUCCGGCCAUUAUUCACGGGUCAUUUGCGGCGAUUCUGCUCUAUCAAAUAAUCGCCCGGAAGUGUCAUGCAUCACACCCCGCACCGCCUCACUCUUAUUUCCUUCGCUUUUUUCUACGUACUUUGAUCGCCACGGCGAGCCUUGCCAUGGGCUGUUACUCAUUUGUGAAAGGACCGCUCAGAUGGCACUUUAGCGUGCAGUGCGCCUUCUCACUGUUUGAGGCUGUUCAGUCACCCGUAUAUGCAGAAAUGCGAUUUAUGAAGGAGAGGUCAGACCGCAAGCGGGCUGCGGCUCUGUCGAAUAAUAAGCAGGAGGCGAUCCGGAAGUUGGUCUUCUCCCGUUAUUUUUCUCCUUGGCGGAACUCCAGUAUAGCAGACUCCGUGGACCGAAGGAGGAGUGACGGUGAAACGGGAGUGGCGGAGGGGGAUCCUGGCGAUCCUGGGAGGAGCGAGGGGUGCGAGCCGCGCCCUGAUAACUUGACCCCGUCAAAGACAGUUUAA
Cordyceps militaris CM01 is the source of this 933-nucleotide messenger RNA. RefSeq lists its product as uncharacterized. Bases 1 to 933 code for a protein of 310 amino acids. The record is from RefSeq and is a predicted model, not a curated record. The transcript has 3 exons. NCBI's taxonomy places the organism in Eukaryota, Fungi, Ascomycota, Sordariomycetes, Hypocreales, Cordycipitaceae.